Molecule: messenger RNA, 1428 nt
Organism: Passer domesticus (house sparrow)
Lineage: Eukaryota; Metazoa; Chordata; Aves; Passeriformes; Passeridae
Product: collagen alpha-1(I) chain-like
Exons: 4
Coding region: 1-1428 (475 amino acids)
Source: RefSeq, a predicted model, not a curated record
AUGGGAACGUGCUCGGGGGGUCGGAACGGGAACGGGAAUGGGAAUGUGCUCGGCGGUCGGAACGGGAAUGUGAUCGCGCGUACGGGCCAGCGGGAACGCGCGCGGCGCUGCCGUGUGGCCACGCCCCUCGGGCCGGCCACGCCCCUCCUGGCCCCGCCCCCGCCGCUCCCGCUGAGGGACCCCGGGUCCCGAACCCUCGGGACCGGCACGGAGCGCUCCGGGCGCACCGGCCGUGCCCUCGGGACCGGCGAGGAGCGCUCCGAGCGCACCGGCCGUGCCCUCGGCACCGGCACGGAGCGCUCCGAGCGCACCGCCCGUGCCCUCGGGACCGGCGAGGAGCGCUCCGAGCGCGCCGCCCGUGCCCUCGGCACCGGCACGGAGCGCUCCGGGUCCCGAACCACCGGCCGGGAUCGAACCGGGAUCGGGAUCGGGAUUGGGCCUGGCCGGGUCCCGCCCCGGUCCGGGAUCGGGCCUGGCUGGGUCCAUCCCGGGAUCGGGAUCGGGAUCGGGCCUGGCUGGGUCCAUCCCGGGACCGGGACCGGGAUCGGGGCCGGGAUCCGAACGGGUCCCACGGCGGGGCCGCGGCUGCAGCGCCCCCACAGGCCGCGCCGCCCAUUGGCUCUGCCGUUGCCAUGGGAACACCCCUCGCCGCCCAUUGGCUCCGCCGCUGCCGUGGCGACAGACCCCGCCCCGCGCCCACGCGAGGCUUCGCGCUGCGGCGCCGCCAGCCGGAGGGAACGCGCGGGCCGCCUCACUUCCGGGGAAGGGCCGGAAGUGAAGCGCGCGCCGCGCCGGAAGCGCGCGCGGGGGCUGCCGGGAGCCGUAGUCCCGAGGGGCGGCCCGGCGGCGGCAGUCGCGGUGCGGAGGUCGGUGCCGGGCGGGCGGGGGUCGGGCCGCGACCCCCGGGGGCAGCCGGGCGGGGGGGGGGCGGGACGGCGGCGGGAGGAGGAGGGGGAGGAGCGGGGGGAUGGCGCGGAGCAGAGCGGGGCGAGGCGGGGAGGGCCGAGCGGGGCCGCGGCCUGCGCGGGCGGGGCGGCGCGGGCGGGGAUGCUCGGCGGCCCCGGGGAUGCUCGGCGGCCCCGGCGGCACCGGGGAUGCUCGGGAGGCCUCGGGGGCGCUCCGGGGCGCCGCUCCCCGCGGGCCCUGCGCCAGGGGCCGGCGGCAGAGCCCCAGCGGCGGCGCCGGGAGCGCGGCUGUCCCGCAGCUCCGUCGCCGCCCGGGAGGCUCCGCUCCGCUCCGCUCCGCUCCGCACGGAGCCGCUCUCCCGCAGCUCUGCCCGCCCCGGUGUCGCCGCCAGCCCCGUUUCCCCCCGUGGCCGCGGGAAUCGCGGGUGCCCAGCCCGGCCCCGGGGCUGCCCGUGAGCACCGGCUGCCGCAGCCGCCGCUGUGCCCCGGCCCGGGGAACCCCGGGAGAACCCAGGAGCACUGA